CAAUACCUUCUGCCUUGCACGCAGGUUCUGCACGUGCUCGCAGUACUGGCGUCGCUGACCGAAUGCGGCACCAUGCAAGCUCUGUUCAUCGGUCUGAAGCACUUCACGACGGCGACGCUGAGUGCUGCCGUAUUCUCCAUGGCCACACGAUUUCUUUCUCUGACGGCGGUUAAGGAGAGCCGCGGAAAGAUACAACGGAAUAAUUUUCUGACCGGCGAUCUGGUUUUCAGCAACGGUAUGAUCCUCUUGGCCGCUUGCCUCGCCUGUACUUACGAAGUGCGCGCCGGCAUCAUGGUUUUGCAGCAGGCGCGGCGAGAGGAGAACUUCGUGUGGUACCUGCAGCUGCUCACAGACACGGCGAGGGUGCAAGUGCUUGCAGGAUCAGUUGUACUGGCCAAUGCACUGGUUGUCCUAAUGGGGAUCGAUGCCAGAGACUCGUUUCACGCUCACUUGUACCGCAUCCGAGAGGAAGUGAUACAACACAACGCUCAGCAUCCGAACGAUCCGUACCCGGUUGUAUACAGACGCAGUACGUUACUCCAAAUCAAUGACAUCAUCCUGGUUGCCACACUUGGGCGACUGACCAUUAUCCUGGUUGCUGUUCUUGGACCAAUCAUCAACGUACUGUGCCUCGGUGUCCGUAAGGUGAAAGCUCUCCUGGGCCGUGCUCCUCCGGUAGCAAGCAGCGGCAUCUAAGAAGCGAAACUGAGCACCCAGAUUCAGAUCUGGCUGGGGAAUGCGAAAUUUCAGAAUAGUGUCUGAGCUAGAGUGGAAUUCGAGAAGAGUGAUAUCAUACUCCGCAAAAUCAUUUCCCAAAUUCUUCAACACAAGUCCAGCUGUCAACUCUUGUGCAAUCUCUAAAAUUUGUGCCGCCAGGCAGUUAUUCAUCUUGAGCCUGCAGCGCGGCCCUGGACUCAUUCGAUCAUCCAGCUGGACUAUUAGAAUGGGAUUUAAAUAAAGACCGGGUUUACA
Rhipicephalus sanguineus (brown dog tick) is the source of this 972-nucleotide messenger RNA. RefSeq lists its product as uncharacterized. Lineage: Eukaryota; Metazoa; Arthropoda; Arachnida; Ixodida; Ixodidae. The transcript is spliced from 3 exons. The record is from RefSeq and is a predicted model, not a curated record. The coding region runs from base 73 to 696 and encodes 207 amino acids.